AUGGCUCUCCAGAAGCCCCUUUCACUGCUUCUGCUCUUGCUGCUGACCCUGCUGGGGCUGAGGCUGGUGAAGCUCCUCUAUGGAGAGACCCCAUAUGAAAAAUUCCAGCGGCAACAUGUGGACUCUGAAGGGUCAGGUGGCGCCGACUUGUACUGCAACACGAUGAUGGAAAGACGGGGGAUGACUUCAGGUCAUUGCAAGGAUUCCAACACCUUCAUCCAUGAAAACAUCAGGACCAUUAAGAACAUCUGCAAGAACCCCAAUAUCCAGUGCAAGAGGGGCAGGAUGAACUGCCAUGAGGGCGUAGUAAAAGUCACAGACUGCAAACAUACACGUUCCAAGGCCCCCUAUUCCUCAGACAGGGUGAUUAUGGAACGUUACCAGCCCCCCAUGUGCAAUUAUCAGGCCUGGGCCAGCACUAGGCGUGUGGUCAUUGCCUGUGAGGAUAACCCCCUGGUGCCUGUGCACUUGGACAGUUAG
Messenger RNA from Pipistrellus nathusii (Nathusius's pipistrelle), 480 nucleotides. The record is from the annotation of a GenBank genome assembly. Lineage: Eukaryota; Metazoa; Chordata; Mammalia; Chiroptera; Vespertilionidae.